Messenger RNA from Rosa chinensis, 1650 nucleotides. RefSeq names its product WAT1-related protein At3g28050. The record is from RefSeq and is a predicted model, not a curated record. NCBI's taxonomy places the organism in Eukaryota, Viridiplantae, Streptophyta, Magnoliopsida, Rosales, Rosaceae. Gene Ontology annotation, cellular component: plasma membrane. The coding region runs from base 130 to 1200 and encodes 356 amino acids. Gene Ontology annotation, molecular function: transmembrane transporter activity. The transcript has 7 exons.
CAGAAACCCCAUUUAACUUUCCCAUUAUUCUCUGUCUCUGAGUGACUGGUGUUGUCUUUGAGUGAGAGAGAGAGAGAGAAAGAGAGAGAGAGAGAGGAGAGAGGCGGAUAGAAAGAGAGAGAGAGAGAGAUGGCAGCAGGAAGGUCUUGUUACAGAGAUGUGCUUCCGUUUACAGCCAUGGUGGCUAUGGAGUCCACCAACGUGGGAUUGAACACACUGUUCAAAGCUGCAACCAUGAGAGGGAUGAGCUACCAUGUCUUUAUUGUCUACUCUUAUUCCAUAGCUGCUCUUGCUCUUCUUCCAGCUCCCUUCAUUUCCCACAGAUCAAGGAGGCUUCCUCCUCUCAACUUUUCCAUCAUGAGCAAAAUUCUUCUUCUUGGGCUAAUUGGGAGUUCAUCUCAGAUAAUGGGGUUUACAGGAAUCAGUUACAGCUCUCCAACGCUUGCUUCUGCUAUCAGCAACCUUGUGCCAGCUUUCACUUUCAUUCUUGCCAUUAUUUUCAGGAUGGAAAGUGUAGCUUUGAAAAGUAGAAGCAGUCAAGCUAAAAUCUUGGGUACUAUAGUUUCACUUGCAGGUGCAUUUGUGGUGACUUUCUAUAAGGGCCCCCGAAUUUCCCUCACUAGUCAGACACAAUCUCUGAUGCUAAACUCAACAGCUUCAAACUCAGACUGGAUCAUUGGAGGCCUUCUAAUAACAGCUGAGUAUAUAUUGGUGACACUUUGGUACAUUGUUCAGGCACGAAUUAUGAAAGAGUAUCCAAAUGAAUUGACUGUGAUCUUCUUCUACAAUGUUAUUGUCAGCAUCGUAGCUGCAGUUGUUGGUUUGAUUACAGAAAAAAAUCCAAAUGCUUGGAGGUUGAGACCAGAUAUGGCAUUGGUCUCCAUCCUGUGCUCAGGAUUACUAAGCUCAUUAUUGAACAAUUCUGUUCACACAUGGACCUUGCGCGUGAAGGGGCCUGUGUAUGUGACAAUGUUCAAGCCAUUGUCAAUUGCCAUUGCUGUUGUCAUGGGCGUUACGUUCCUUGGUGAUACACUUUGCCUGGGAAGCCUACUUGGAGCAUCGAUAAUAUCGAUUGGGUUUUAUACGGUACUAUGGGGAAAAGCUAAAGAAGACGGUGAAGACUCCGGAGCUAAUAGCCUGGAGUCACCAUCUAGCAACAAGGCCCCUUUAUUGCAAACCUAUAAAACCGAGAAUGUCUAGACCAAACAUUUGUAGCAGUAUGUAUAUACAAGGUGAUCAACACCUAUUUGUUCACUAGAAAUGUUGAAUAUGAUUGUUUUUGGUCGGAUAAGAACAUCAUUGCAAUGGCUCAAGCGAUCAAAAUGCAUGCCUCUCAAGAUUCAACCAAUACACUGUAAAAGCAGUAUUGUCUCAGGUGCAGAAGUUAAAGCCUCAUUUAUCCAACCACUUUUAACUCGAGGAUUUUGAAACGGUAUCCUUGGUGAAGGGUAUCCUAUACAAGACUAAAUACCAGCAUGCAUCUUGGAAACUACCUGCAUGCCCUACACUCUGUACAUAAGAUGUCCAUAGUAGAUUGAAAUACAUUAUUUGCUGAGAAAAACAGUUGUGUAUCUUUGAUAUUCAUGAUAAACACUUUGAGAUUGUAUGAUUUUUAUGGGAUUUUGCAAACGUAUUGAACCAUUAUUUUUA